AUGUUUGCUGUUAAGACUGAACAACAACUAGAAACUGGUCCGGAGGCAGCGCAAGUUAUAGGUGGUACGCCUAAUAUGGGACAACAAAAAAACGUAAAUCUCGCUAACUCUUUAUGUAAUGAAAUCGCUGUAAGGACUAUCCAACUGUUCAUCAGACAUGUAUCUUUGCUGCGACCUUUAGCCAAAGGGGGGCGCGUACGACUUCAAGCAGAUUUCCAACAUUUAGAGAACGCUUUAAAAAUAAUCUGCCCCCAUUUGGCCGACCUAGGUCGUCCCUAUCGUCUACUGAAAUCAGUGGCAUCUGUGAUAGUCUUAAGCCCGGAAGAAAUAGUAGCAGGUCAAACUCCCGACAGCUCUAUACCUCACAGCACAAUUCUGCUAAUGUUAUUUGCUUUUGCUGGCCUCGAGCUAGCCAGUCCUCAUCAGAAUACGAGUUGGUCCCUGCCGAAGAUUUCGGCGUGGUUGGACGAACAUCAAGGCGAAGGUGAGAGACUCGAUUUGAUUGCUGGAGCUUUGCAGAAAUAUGAAAACUUGGUUAGGCAAAAGAAUUCUAUCAACUAUGAUCCCGUAUAUCCCGUCAUAUCACAAUAUUUAGAGAGGGCGUUAAAAGAAAUAUAA
This is a messenger RNA of Diabrotica balteata, 618 nucleotides long. The record is from the annotation of a GenBank genome assembly. NCBI's taxonomy places the organism in Eukaryota, Metazoa, Arthropoda, Insecta, Coleoptera, Chrysomelidae.